AUGAGCCUUGUCUUUGGCGCUACAUCGGCCAUGGCUGACUUUAGCCACCUCACCGACCUUGAUGACAUCUUUACAUUUACGGCCAAUAACCUUCUGCCUAUUGCAACGCACGACGGAGGACCUCGACCAGACACUGACAUCUCAUCGUCUUUCCAGGUAGCUGAAAUUCCUCCUGGAGACUCGGCAUUCCUGCAAAGCCAAGGCUGUUUUGAUAUUCCAUCAGAUGCCGUUCUGUACGAGAUGGUACUUCUAUACUUCCAAUGGGUCCAUCCAAAUCUUCCAGUCGUUAUAGAAGAUCAAUUCUGGGCUCGCUGGGACGGAGAAAGAUUUCAGCUGGGUGAUUUCUCACUGCUACUACUACGAGCAAUGCUGUUCGCGAGCAUGGCGCAGGUCGACUCCAACACACUGCCACGUCUGGGCUUCACCGGUAAGAGAGAAGCUCGGAGUGCUUUCUACCGCCAGGCUAAGCUACUGUUCGACUUUGGUGCUGAAAAGGAUCCUACAGCACUUGCACAGUCCUGCCUACUCCUACGUGUCAACUCGUCCUGGCUUACACACACGAUCAGGUUUGCGAAGAUUGCAAGAGCAAAUUCACAUCAACGCUUCGAGCAGACGGACCCGAACAAAGCAAGACUUCUAAAACGCAUCUGGUGGGGUGUCAUCUUUCGAGAUCGCAUCUUGUCGCUAGGCACGCGCCGCUCACUCCAACUCGACCUCGAAAGUCAUUCAAGUGAGGAAGAUAUUCUUACCGCGGAUGAAAACUUCUCGGAGCUGGGCAAUUCACCGGUACACCACACUGAGGCUCAGUUGCGGAUCGUCCAGUUGCUCAGCGCCAUGUGUCGAGCCAUGCCUUGCAUUGCGAAGGCCACCAAGAUCCUAUACAAUCUCGAAGGCAUUGACGAUCGUGUCGCUUUCAUAACGGAAGCGAAACUAGCAGCCACUAUCCAAUCUGUGCAACAUGCGUUAGAAGCCUUGCAGAUGUGGCACGACGAAACGAUUCCAAUUUUCCCUUUUCCUGUCAGCCUAGAUGGAGAAGAUGCGCCGGAAACAUUGUGUCUUUACGUCAACAUGCUCUUCAUCUACCAUUCCGCCGCGACAUUUGCGCUGAACGUCUACUUGCUGCUGAUCUACGAGUCAUUUCCGGCAUCGAGAUCUCUCUUCGACAUUGAAGACUGUCGAGAGGCCCUCGAGCAUGCGAAUAGUGACGUCUCGAGACGGACUCAGGAGAUGCUACAAAUGCGCGUGAUCAGGUAUCUCCCCAUCAGCGCAACUCCACUCAUCGCUCCACCCCUGAUCCUGAAAGCUAUCAACCUAGAUAUUUUCACACGCGCCCUCAAAUCCCAACAAGAGCGAUUCGAGGGCGCAGACUACUGCAAGAGAGGAGGGUCUUCGCUUGAAACUCCAUCGAUUGGACAACGCAACCGGGUCAAAUUGGACUGGGGCAACUUGAUCUACAAGAGACCGCAACUGUUUUUGAGAUUAAUGCUGCAUCUGGACCAUGCGCUUUGCACUGGUGGGCCGCCGGUGGAGAGGGAUUUCCCUCCAGGCUUGAGGAGACCAGCUGCGUAA
This is a messenger RNA of Zasmidium cellare ATCC 36951, 1569 nucleotides long. RefSeq lists its product as uncharacterized. Gene Ontology annotation, biological process: DNA-templated transcription. The record is from RefSeq and is a predicted model, not a curated record. Lineage: Eukaryota; Fungi; Ascomycota; Dothideomycetes; Mycosphaerellales; Mycosphaerellaceae. Gene Ontology annotation, molecular function: DNA binding; zinc ion binding. The transcript is spliced from 5 exons. The coding region runs from base 1 to 1569 and encodes 522 amino acids.